AUGUCUCAAGCUGUGCAGACGAAUGGGACACAACCUUUAAGCAAAACAUGGGAGCUCAGUUUGUACGAAUUGCAAAGAACGCCUCAGGAAGCAAUCACUGAUGGCUUGGAAAUAGUGGUGUCACCCAGGAGCCUGCACAGUGAACUGAUGUGUCCCAUCUGUUUGGAUAUGUUAAAAAACACCAUGACGACAAAAGAAUGUUUGCAUCGCUUCUGUGCUGACUGUAUCAUUACAGCACUCAGGAGUGGCAACAAAGAAUGUCCCACGUGCCGUAAAAAGCUAGUUUCAAAAAGAUCACUGAGACCAGAUCCCAAUUUUGAUGCUCUCAUCAGUAAAAUUUAUCCAAGCCGAGAUGAAUAUGAAGCUCAUCAGGAGAGAGUGCUAGCAAGAAUCAGCAAGCAUAAUAACCAGCAAGCUUUAAGUCACAGCAUUGAGGAAGGUUUAAAGAUUCAGGCUAUGAACAGGCUACAGAGGGGCAAGAAACAACAGAUUGAGAAUGGCAGUGGAGCAGAAGAUAAUGGUGACAGUUCACACUGUAGCAAUGCCUCAACACACAGCAAUCAGGAAGCGGGGCCUAGUAAUAAGAGGACCAAAACAUCGGAUGAUUCUGGGCUAGAACUGGACAAUAACAACACAACUGUGGCAAUAGACCCCGUAAUGGAUGGUGCUAGUGAAAUCGAAUUAGUCUUCAGGCCUCAUCCAACCCUCAUGGAGAACGACGACAGUGCGCAGACAAGAUACAUCAAGACCUCAGGCAAUGCCACUGUUGAUCACUUGUCCAAGUACCUAGCUGUGAGAUUGGCUUUGGAGGAGCUUCGUAGCAAAGGAGAAUCAAACCAGAUGAACCUUGACACGGCCAGUGAGAAGCAAUAUACCAUUUACAUUGCUACUGCCAAUGGGCAGUUCACUGUAUUAAAUGGGUCAUUUUCCUUGGAACUGGUCAGUGAGAAGUACUGGAAAGUGAACAAACCCAUGGAACUGUACUAUGCGCCAACAAAGGAACAUAAAUAAGCUGUGCUGGAAAACCGAGAUGGGACUAACUCUUUUUAUAGCUAUGACUUCUUUAAUAUUAAAAGAAGGCACCACCAUUAUCUUCGUGGACAAUACACGUGAUGCCUUCGGGCUCUCUCAGUAUACUUAUUAAUGUGAUUAGACAGUAUUCUGGGCUGUAUUU
Molecule: messenger RNA, 1174 nt
Organism: Pelecanus crispus (Dalmatian pelican)
Lineage: Eukaryota; Metazoa; Chordata; Aves; Pelecaniformes; Pelecanidae
Gene: RNF2
Product: ring finger protein 2
Cellular component (GO): ubiquitin ligase complex; PcG protein complex
Molecular function (GO): ubiquitin protein ligase activity; chromatin binding
Source: RefSeq, a predicted model, not a curated record